Messenger RNA from Myotis davidii, 839 nucleotides. RefSeq names its product biliverdin reductase B (gene BLVRB). Lineage: Eukaryota; Metazoa; Chordata; Mammalia; Chiroptera; Vespertilionidae. The record is from RefSeq and is a predicted model, not a curated record.
GAAUGGCCCCAGUUUUAACAACUACCUCAAUAUCAACUGUCGGUAUGCCAGCAAAAAUGUUUGGCGGCCCCUGCCUCAGAACAGGGGACCAGAAGGACGCAUUGGAGGGUUCAUGGUGUCCUCUAGGAGCCCAGGAGUGCCAGCCCGAGAGCCUACUGACCUGCCUCUCUGCCCUUCUUUGCCCACAGGUUAUGAGGUGACAGUGCUGGUGCGGGACUCCUCCAGGUUGCCUUCGGAGGGGCCCCAGCCAGCCCACGUGGUAGUGGGCGAUGUUCGGCAGGCAGCUGACGUGGACAAGACUGUGGCUGGGCAGGACGCUGUCAUCGUGACUCUGUCCCCUCUAGGUCCUACCACAGUGAUGUCCGAGGGUGCCCAGAACAUUGUGGCGGCCAUGAAGGCCCAUGGUGUGGACAAGGUCGUGGCCUGCACCUCGGCCUUCCUGCUAUGGGACCCAGCCAAGGUGCCCCCACGACUACAGGAUGUGACCGAUGACCACAUCCGGAUGCACAAGGUGCUGCAGGAUUCGGGUCUGAAGUACGUGGCCGUGAUGCCGCCCCACAUAGGAGACCAGCCACUGACUGGGGCCUACACUGUGACCCUGGAUGGAAGAGGACCCUCAAGGGUCAUCUCCAAACAUGACCUAGGCCACUUCAUGCUGCGCUGCCUCACCACCGACGAGUAUGAUGGGCACAGAACCUACCCUUCCCACCAGUAUGACUAGGGCUCUGUCCAUGUCCAGAGGACAGCAUCCUGGAGAAUGUGGAACCAAGGAAGGCAGCAAUAAAGCUUGAGCCAAGAGCUUCAGAUUAUGCUAGAAGUUCCAACUCUGGCUUUGGGUA